AUGGCGUCCACAAAAGUCGAAGAACAAAUGGUGAUAUCCUGGUCUUGGUUUGAAAAGUGGGGUCAACACCAGCGGUCAAAAUUCAUGGAUUAUUUAGUGACAAAGGUUGUUCCACAGCAAGUAUGCUCAUUAUAUGAUGCAAUGGAGACUCUCAAUUUAGAAAACAAUAGUCAAGACGUGUUUCAGUGUCAGCUAAGGAUGUUGGACAAGUGGUUUAGGACCUGGACAGAUGUGGACAAAAACCGGUUUGUGGAUGGACUAGAGGAAAGGGAUUAUCAGAUGACACAGUAUUUUCAUGAGAAAGUAGAACAGACUGCACAAGAACCAUGA
Molecule: messenger RNA, 330 nt
Organism: Actinia tenebrosa (Australian red waratah sea anemone)
Lineage: Eukaryota; Metazoa; Cnidaria; Anthozoa; Actiniaria; Actiniidae
Source: RefSeq, a predicted model, not a curated record